Messenger RNA from Strongyloides ratti, 465 nucleotides. RefSeq lists its product as hypothetical. NCBI's taxonomy places the organism in Eukaryota, Metazoa, Nematoda, Chromadorea, Rhabditida, Strongyloididae. The coding region runs from base 1 to 465 and encodes 154 amino acids. The record is from RefSeq and is a predicted model, not a curated record. The transcript is spliced from 2 exons.
AUGAGCGUUUCAGCAACUUUUGUACCUUAUGAAGGUGAAAUAUUAGAAAGUAGUCAAUAUGUUUUUGAAAAUCUUCCACCAGUUGAAUCAGUCUAUGCUGAUGUUUUAUUGUCAGGAGAAAGUAGUUCACACAAUAAUGUACAAAAAGAAAUUUUAAAUUCAUCAUUUAAAAGUAUUGAAAAAAAUAUUAUAAUUUCUACUAAUGUUAAAAAUGAAAAGAUAAAAGUUUAUAAAGCUUAUACUAUAAAUUUAAAUUCUUACAAAAAUAUAAAACCAGAAAAAAUCUACUUUUUAUCUUCACCAUGGAAAGGAUGGAGUGGAGUAGCAAAAAUAGUUCCAAAAAGUAAAUCUUAUACUGUUACAUUUUUAACGCUAAAAAAUAAGACAGAAGAAAAAAAAAUUUCAAUAGAUGAUAGAUUAAAUUUUGUUUCAUGUCAACCACGUCAAGUGGCAUAUUUCUACUAA